This is a messenger RNA of Pelobates cultripes (western spadefoot toad), 181 nucleotides long. The record is from the annotation of a GenBank genome assembly. NCBI's taxonomy places the organism in Eukaryota, Metazoa, Chordata, Amphibia, Anura, Pelobatidae.
UGUCACACAAUACAGAGAGCGCACACCUAGCGUCACACAAUACAGAGAGCGCACACCUAGCGUCACGCAAUACAGAGAGCACACACCUAGUGUCACACAAUACAGAGAGCGCACACCUAGUGUCACACAAUACAGAGAGCGCACACCUAGCGUCACACAAUACAGAGAGCGCACACCUAGU